Messenger RNA from Strigops habroptila (Kakapo), 2309 nucleotides. RefSeq names its product histone H3. Bases 16 to 426 code for a protein of 136 amino acids. The record is from RefSeq and is a predicted model, not a curated record. NCBI's taxonomy places the organism in Eukaryota, Metazoa, Chordata, Aves, Psittaciformes, Psittacidae. Gene Ontology annotation, molecular function: DNA binding; structural constituent of chromatin; protein heterodimerization activity. The transcript has a single exon. Gene Ontology annotation, cellular component: nucleosome.
GCGGGUUCGUAGGCUAUGGCGCGUACAAAGCAGACGGCGCGUAAGUCGACGGGCGGGAAGGCGCCCCGCAAACAGCUGGCUACCAAGGCGGCCCGCAAGAGCGCGCCGGCUACGGGCGGCGUGAAGAAGCCGCACCGGUACCGUCCCGGCACGGUGGCGCUGCGCGAGAUCCGGCGCUACCAGAAGUCGACGGAGCUGCUGAUCCGCAAGCUGCCUUUCCAGCGCCUGGUGCGCGAGAUCGCGCAGGACUUCAAGACUGACCUGCGCUUCCAGAGCUCGGCCGUGAUGGCGCUGCAGGAGGCGAGCGAGGCCUACCUGGUGGGGCUCUUCGAGGACACCAACCUGUGCGCCAUCCACGCCAAGCGCGUCACCAUCAUGCCCAAGGACAUCCAGCUGGCCCGGCGCAUCCGCGGCGAGCGCGCCUGAGGCUCCUGCCGCAGCCUUUCCCGCUCUCCAGCCGACACCGAGGCAGCCGAUACCGGCCCAAAGGCUCUUUUAAGAGCCACUUCAUGCACACUCGAAGGAGCUGUAGCACUGCUCGUGUGUGGGCAUGCUUUAGAGUAAGCAAUGUUUCUGUAGUCUAGAGCAUUUCUUUUUUAUUGUUUGAAUUUUGUGGUGGUGUGUUUUUUCGUUGGGUUUUUUUUUUGGUUUGGGUUUUUCUGUUUGGCUUGGGUUUUUGUUCUUUGUGUGUGGUUGGGUUUGUUUCCUUCCCUCCAUUUAUUACUUUGGUAUUUGUGUUCUUUUAUAAAGCCCACAAGGUUGCAAUGCCCCAGGGUGUUUUGCAAUUAGUGAAGGGGAGUGACAGGCACUUUAUGAACACCGGUGGGCAUGGAGACAAGUUGGAGGGAGCAGGCUGAGGCCUAUAUUAGUUUAAGGAUAGUGAGCCAAGAAUAUCUGGUUUCUGGCUGGGGUGUUUAUGUCACUGACUGUGGACUCAUAACAGGUCUGAGGGAGGUGAGCUAAUGAGGGAACAUGGCUGGGGAAAAGAAAGGUUAUGUAUUUCCUGGAGGAAGGGGGAGGUAGUGGUUGGGAGGAGGGGGUUUUUUUUUUUGUUUGUUUGUUUGGUUUUUUUGUUUGGUGGUUUUUUUUUUUUUUUUGGGUUUUGUUGGGUUUUUUUUUUGUUUGGUUUUUUUGGGUUUUUUGGGGGGUUUUUGUUGGUGGUUUUUUUUUUGGGGGGGGGGUUUCUUUUGGUAAGAGAUUUGUAAAAAUCUUGGAGUGGAAAAUCAUUUCUUCCAAUAAUGAGUGUACCUGUUGUUUGUCAUUAAACUUCCUCAGGCAGCAAUCUCUAGAUUUUAUGUAGUCAGAAUACAUGCAGAGUUGUUAGUUUCACCUGGUCUAGUGGAAGGUGUCCCUGCCCAUGACGGGGGUAGGAACUAGGUGAGCUUUAAGGUCCCUUCCAACCCAAACCAUUCUAAUAUUCUAUAUUUUCUUUUGUUGGAAACCAAAACCAUUCUAUGAUUUCUGCAGUCAGAUUUCUAGGGUACUGGCAGGAUAUAUGUAGGCAGCUUUCAUUCUCCCUUAUAAGGACCUACUUUUGCUCAAAUCAUUACCAUGACACACACAGGAGUGACCAGUCUAACAAGAGCCAGAGCCUUAAAAUAGGAAAUUAAAAACCUGGGCCUCAGAUUCAUUAUGGAGAAUAGUUGUUGUUUCUCCCAUUAUUUUGGGAAACACCUUACCAGCUUCUCCCCACCUGUGUUACCAAGGAAGGAGUGGAAUGGCUGUGCAGUCUUUAGUGAACAGAGGAGCUGGUCUGUUUUUGAUUGUGUCUUUUAAAUAGAAUGUAUAUUGCUACGUUUGGGCCAGGGUUUCUUUAAGAUUUUACAUCAGUUUAUUUGUAUGUAAAUUAAAAACUUUUCUGAGUUUGAAAUGAACCAGAAUGAAAGGUAAAUGAUACAGAACGAAAAUAUUGGCUGUUUUUUGUUUUUUGUUGUGUGCGUCGUGUGUUUCGUGUGUUUCGUGUGUUUUGUUUUUUUAAUUGAAGUUUUAUCCCACAGCAUGACUAAGAUUUCUCCUUGUCCUGAAAGGCAGCAUGGUGUGAGAAGAGGCUUUUCACUUACGGCCUCGGGACCGAAGCAUAUCUUCCGACAGGCCACACAAGUUCUGUGUCUAUUAAAAGCCAGAUGAGAAAUGCAUAAUCUCAAUCCUUGCUUUUACUGGUUUAAUUGUCCAAGAACAUAUUUAAUGUUAACCAGAAAAUAAUUUAAAAAAGGGAAUUUCAUCUUAUUUCUAACAGGUACCACCUUGUUAACACUCAGAUCGUACCCCAGUCCUUCUCAGCAAUUCUUCUAGGCAGCACUGAUAGAAGA